Molecule: messenger RNA, 1145 nt
Organism: Anopheles aquasalis
Lineage: Eukaryota; Metazoa; Arthropoda; Insecta; Diptera; Culicidae
Gene: Ctu1
Product: Cytosolic thiouridylase subunit 1
Biological process (GO): tRNA wobble position uridine thiolation
Cellular component (GO): mitochondrion; cytosolic tRNA wobble base thiouridylase complex
Molecular function (GO): tRNA binding
Source: RefSeq, a predicted model, not a curated record
AAACAAAAGAAAAACGCAUUUUGUGGAGAAUCUCAUCCAGCGAGAUAACAUUUUAAUAAAAUGCCGGUUCCCUGUAGCGGCAAAUGUUGCCGAAAUGCCUUCAUGCGACGACCGAAAACGAACGAUGCGCUCUGCAAGGAUUGCUUUUUCCUCGCCUUCGAAACGGAAAUACACAACACGAUCCAGCAGGAGCAGCUGUUCCGGCCCGGCGAGAAGGUGGCGAUUGCUGCGAGCGGUGGCAAAGAUAGUACCGUGUUGGCGCACGUUAUGAAGGUUCUGAAUGAGCGAUACAAUUAUGGGUUGAAUCUGGUCCUGCUCUCGAUCGACGAAGGGAUCACCGGCUAUCGGGAUGAUAGUUUGAAAACCGUGGCCCAGAACCGGGACGAUUACGGUAUGCCGCUGCGAAUACUGUCCUACCAGGAGCUGUACGGGUGGACAAUGGACCGGAUAGUGGCCGAAAUAGGGCGUAGCAAUAACUGCACGUUUUGUGGAGUGUUCCGCAGGCAGGCCCUGGAUCGAGGUGCUCGCUUAAUGGAGGUUGACUGCGUUGCUACGGGUCACAAUGCGGACGAUAUUGCGGAAACGGUCAUAAUGAACAUCUUGCGCGGCGAUACGGCUCGAUUGCGACGCUGCUGUGAUAUAAAAACGGGUUCCAAAGCGAACGAUACGAUACCCCGGGUCAAGCCAUUGAAGUACAGCUACGAGAAGGAGAUCGUCAUGUAUGCGCACUUCAAAAAGCUGGUCUACUUCUCCACGGAGUGUGUCUUUGCGCCGAAUGCAUACCGCGGUCAUGCGCGAGCUUUCUUGAAGGACCUGGAAAAAGUGCGCCCUUCUGCCAUCAUGGACAUCAUUCAUGCCGGAGAGCAGCUGCAAAUCAAGGGAACGGUCAAAAAGCCGGUACGAGGCACUUGCGGACGCUGUGGAUUCGUAUCAUCGCAACAGCCGUGCAAGGCUUGCGUGCUGCUGGAGGGAUUGAACCGUGGUCUGCCUAAGCUUGGCAUUGGCAAAAAGUCCAAGGGCGAUCGGAUGGUAGCAUUGCAGGAACAGCAAUUGCGAGAGAAAGCCAGGCUUGUUAAGAAUGAUUUUUAAUUUGCGAACUGCACGUUUGCACUUAGAAAUAAAAAAUCUGUUGAUAAAAUUGUAAA